AUGAACCGAUCAAAAUCUUUUCUCUUUAGAGUUCUCUUGUUCACACUAUUCACGGGGCUUGUGUCACCUUUUGCACUGGGCGAAUCUUCUUCAGGAUCCAAAGGUUCAAUUUUUCGAAAACCUCGCACCUUGGCAGCCCAAGUCUCCACCACUGGACAAGACAAACAGAAAUCACGAGCUAGAUUAUUCCUAGAGACCUUCGAUCUUCGGUCCAGACGACACAAUGGAGCAGCUCAAAAAGACGCGACUUCUUUAACAGUUGCCUCUCGGCUCUUGUUUUUGUAUGUGACGCCAAUGUUGGACUUGGCGUUAAACAGGACACUCACUGAAAACGAUGCUUUUGCAGUGCCUGAAAGCAAAAAGAUGAAAAAUUCUGUGGAUGCGCUCAGUGAUGUCUACGAACGAUUUAGAAAAGAGGCCGAAAAGAGUGUUGCGACGAAUCAUGGACGAGGAUUGGCCAAGCUCAACAAGUCAAAAUCUUUCAUUCUGUUUAAGGCCAUUGUAUAUCAUCAGCGACGUCAGCUUUUUUUGACGGGUUUAUUGAGAUUGGUAAAUACGAUAAUUCAAGCUUUUCCAGCAGUUUUGGUGUCUCGGCUCCUGAAAUGCAUCGAGGCUGGUUCAACUUACCCAGCCUACAAGGCAGUCAUGACAGCGCUUCUUCUUGUGUCCGUUCUAUGCCUGAAAAUGAUUAUCGAGAACCAAUUUUUCCACAAUAUCAUCCAGAUGUCAACUCAAACUAGAGGUUCGCUGGAGGGGUUAAUUUUCGAUAAAAGUCUCCGGCUGCCCGACGGUGGAAGCGGCGUCUUGGCGAAGCAGAAGAUGGAUAAGGAGAAGAAGGCCUUGGGAUCGGGGGGGGUAUUGAAUCUAAUGCAGUCAGAUGCUUCAAUAAUUGAGUCUGCAGUCAUACAAAUCCAUACUACCUGGGAUGGACUCUUGCAAAUUGCGAUUUAUACAUCUCUUCUGUUCAAGUACUUGGGUCCCAGCGUGUUUUGGGGGAUCAGUGUUUUGUUGUCAGUCAUUCCUUUGAAUAGCGUGACGUUGAGGUUGCUUGAUCGUCUAACACAACGAGAGAAUGAAGCAAAAGACGCGAGAACCAAACGCACAACCGAAUCAAUAACGAAUAUGAAGCUGCUGAAAGUACAAGCCUGGGAAGAUCGUUUUGCAGAAGACAUUCGACAGCAUCGGCGCGAUGAGUUAGCUCGACACAAAGCUCGAGGAAUGAUUCGAUCGCUCAACUCGGCCAUUUCCAAUUGUGUCCCUUCCAUAGUUCUGGUGGUAACAUUGACAGCAUACGCAGGGACAGGCAACCCCAUUGUUGCCAGUACUAUCUUCACAGCUAUAUCACUCUUCAAUCAACUCAGGUUUCCGUUAUUCUUUUACCCGAUGCUGGUCGACUCUUUGGCGAACGGAAAGAACUCUCUCCGGCGUAUUUCUUCAUACCUGACAUCGGAAGAGCUGACACCUUAUACAGAGAAAUUGCCUUCAGAGGAUGGAGGAGGUAUUGAGGUGGAGAAUGGUAAUUUUUUAUGGCCAUCAUCGGAUGCACCAGAGGAUGGGCAAGUUUCGCCCCCUGAUUCGCCUGCCCUGUGUAACGCAAACCUGAAAGUAAACAGUGGUGAAAUUGUCGCUGUUGUAGGAUCUGUCGGUAGCGGGAAAACUGCAUUACUACUUUCAUUGCUUGGGGAGCUGGCUCCUGUUCCUAGAAUGGUAGUGGAUUCUGAGGGAUGCGUAGAUAGUGACAGAGGCGGUACUCUAAUUGACAGACCAAAGGUUACAUCUAUUGGCACAGUGGCGUACUGCUCUCAAGAUGCUUGGAUCCCAAAAGGUACAAUUCGCAAUGCUGUUGUAUUCGGCAGAGACUAUGACGAAGACAAAUAUACGUCUGCCAUUUACGAUGCUGGGCUCGAUCAAGAUAUUGAGAAUGGUGUGUUUAGCCAUGAAACAGAUGUUGGCGAGGGUGGAUCUAGUUUAUCUGGUGGUCAGCGCGCGAGAGUUGCUCUAGCUCGUGCUCUCUAUAGUGGAGACGACACAAAAGUAUUCUUACUGGAUGACUGUCUUGCUGCAUUGGAUGCCAGCAUGGGUUCCCUUGUGUUCGAGCGGCUGAGGACACGCUUGAAGCGAUCUAAGGCUGCCACUCUUAUCGUCACAAACGACCCAUCAUUACCGAGACAAUGCGAUCGUGUUGUUCUCAUGGGACAAAAGCCCGGUGGUUCUUCGUUGUCUUCGUGCUCCACGACCAUUGAUAUUGGCUCGUAUGACGAGUUACUUGCAAGGGGGCAUCAGCUGUCAAACAUCGCAGUAUCACUUGGUGAAGCUCGGGACGAGAAUCUAGAAAUUCCCUUGCCUGAUACUAGACAUGAAAUAAGCCAGGAGGAGGGAAACUAUGAUGACGGAAAUAAUGGAGUUCUUCAACUGGUCAAACCGCACAAUCCAACUGAUGAUCCGACCCCAGGAGACAGAAUCAUUCUUGAACCCGAUGCAGAAACUGGCCAUGGUCCUAUUGCAUCAAAUCCCGUUAGAGACAACUGUUUGGAAGACAUCGAUGUAUCAAGUUCAAGAGAUGAUUCAAAGAUUCUUUCAGCCGACGAAAAAAUGUCUACAGGCGCUGUACCAAUGAAAACAUACACGAACUAUCUCAAAGCCGUGCGAAGCCCCAAGCUAAUCGCUGCAAUGCUAGUCGCAUUUGUUGCCACAAAUGGUGCACAAUUUUUCCAGCAAUAUACUGUCGCAAAGUGGACGGAACUUGCUCAUGGCAACGCAGUAGCAGGAGCUCUAGGUGGACAGUACUUGAAGUCUCUGGUCUACGCAGCUGGCGCAGUGUCCGUGUUCCUUUGGUUUCGAAGCUACUUCACGAUGCUUGUUGGACUGCGGGCUUCGGAUUUCUAUCAUGAUCGCAUGGUGAGGUCUGUUUUUCGUGCGCCUAUGUCUUUCUUUGACUCAACACCCAGUGGUCAAAUUUUAUCUCGCUUUGGAAAGGAGAUGGAAACAAUCGAUCGGGCACUGCCAGAAAGCUAUGCAUCCGUUCUCUUUUGUGCGCUGCAGAUCUCCAGCUCUGUUUUUGCGCUUGCAGGUGCAGUGACCCCAACAAUGAUUAUCCCGAUAAUGUUUGCUUCGUUGCUGUACUACAGAACGAUGCGGAGAUUUCGAAGGGCUGCUCGCGACAUGAAGCGAAGUGAAACGAAAACGAGAUCGCCAAUCUUUACACACUUCGGUGAGACUUUACGUGGGACUGCGACUAUCCGUUCGAUUCCUGGUGCCGCUCGCACAUGGUCAAGCGCUCAUCGCAAGCUAUCGGAUGCAAACUUGUCGGUAUAUUCGACAGUGAAAGCUCUUGAUCGUUGGCUUUCAACCCGGCUUGAAGCACUAGGAAACUUCAUGGUUCUGUCGACUGCCAUAGCUUCUGUGAUUCUUUCAAGAAGUGGACGUCUCCUUCCCGGAAAAGCUGGCUGGGGAUUGACUCAAUCGCUUGCAAUUACUGGAUUGAUGGCAUGGGCAGUGAGGAAUCUCACAAUGCUUGAAAACCACAUGAUGUCUGUUAUGCGAGUGCGUGAGAUGACUGAUCUUGACGAAAGCGACGGUUCUCUAGACGAGACAACUUCUCCGAAGCUAAUGCCAAGAGAACUCUCCGGUGCUGGUGAGGCGGUAAGAAUUCAGAAUGCUUCAAAAUUGCGAUCUUCGCCAAAGGACGAAAAGGCGCUGCUUGCUUCUGGAUGGCCUUGGAAAGGUGGUGUAAGCUUUCAAAAUGUAUCGAUGCGAUACAAUUCUGCUUCUCCUUUAGUGUUGAAGAAACUGAGUAUUGAUGUGCCGGCUGGGAGUACACUAGGAGUUGUCGGGCGCACAGGUUCUGGAAAGAGCAGUCUCUUGUUGACUUUAUUUCGUAUUGUGGAAAUUGAAAUGGGGGGAAGCAUCCAGAUUGACAGCGUAGACAUACGAUCGGUUGGUCUAAAGGCUCUCCGAGAGUCUUUGUCAAUUAUUCCUCAGGAUCCAGUUCUGUUUACAGGGACCGUUCGAACAAAUUUAGACCCGACCAGUAAACGAUCUGACGAUGACAUGUGGAAAUCGCUUGAGGCAGCUUCACCAGAGCUUGCAAAACAGUUCUACUCCGCUGGCGGACUAGAGACACCAAUUACAGAGGGGGGUAGUAAUCUUAGCCAAGGGCAACGACAAUUGGUGUGCUUGGCCCGGGCACUGUUGCGAUCGAGCAAAAUCUUGGUUUUGGAUGAAGCGACCUCGAGCGUCGAUGCAGGUACAGACAAACAAGUUCAAGAUACAAUCCGUAGCCAAUUCGUGGACAAAGGUGUCACAGUAAUCACUGUUGCUCAUCGCCUCGAUACUAUCAUGAACUAUGACAAGGUCGCUGUUCUUGGAGAUGGAGCGCUUAUUGAGUAUGGCGUUCCCGCCAGAUUGGCAAAUCAAUCGGGUGGCGAAUUCAAAAGACUCGUGGAUGCUGACAGGAAGAAUAAGAUGCGUGGAGCAAAGAGUGAAAAAGAGGACCUAGUACCUAUGUGA
Molecule: messenger RNA, 4509 nt
Organism: Cylindrotheca closterium
Lineage: Eukaryota; Bacillariophyta; Bacillariophyceae; Bacillariales; Bacillariaceae
Source: the annotation of a GenBank genome assembly